This is a messenger RNA of Didymodactylos carnosus, 379 nucleotides long. The record is from the annotation of a GenBank genome assembly. NCBI's taxonomy places the organism in Eukaryota, Metazoa, Rotifera, Eurotatoria, Philodinida, Philodinidae.
AUGUCAAAUUCUCCUAGUUCAUCAACAACACGUGCUUGUUCAAAUUCAAAAGAUAACACAAACGAUGUUGCUGAUAAAUACAGCACCACAUCUAAUUUUGUACGUCAUAUGAAGAGAAAACAUGAAUUUUUAUAUAAAGAAUGGUCAGCUAAGAAAAAUGUUAACAAUGAUAAUAAACAACGAAAUAUUGAUGAUAUGAUCAAACAAAAAACAAGUAAAUAUUCAUCAAUUGAUCCAAGGCAAAUUAAAUUAACUGAAUCCAUAAUAAAAGAUUUAAUAAUUGAUGUUGGUGUAUCUUUAUCACUGGUAGAACAAAAUGGCUUUAAAAAUUUUAUGCAUGUAGUUGAUCCAAUGUAUUCACUUUUAAGUCGUCGACAAA